Molecule: messenger RNA, 3417 nt
Organism: Neoarius graeffei (lesser salmon catfish)
Lineage: Eukaryota; Metazoa; Chordata; Actinopteri; Siluriformes; Ariidae
Gene: wnt7ba
Product: wingless-type MMTV integration site family, member 7Ba
Exons: 5
Coding region: 821-1882 (353 amino acids)
Biological process (GO): canonical Wnt signaling pathway; multicellular organism development; cell fate commitment
Cellular component (GO): extracellular region
Molecular function (GO): frizzled binding; cytokine activity
Source: RefSeq, a predicted model, not a curated record
CCAGAACCUUCUUGCUGUGAGGCGACCGUGCUGACCACUUACACCACCGUGCCCACCACCGUGCCGCUUUUAGAAAAUGCAUGGGGGAUUAAAGAGAGAAAACAGUGUAUAGCCCUAUGUGCAGAAUCCACAUGACAUUACCAGUCAGUUAACCAGUUCAGUACAAAUUACAGACACAUCGGGCAAAGUUAAAAAACAAAACAAAACAAAGGCAUUAUAUUUAGUUGAGAUCAAAGCUUUGUAUGCACAGCUUUAUGCACACUUAUUAAGAUGCUAUUACGCAUGCAUUACAUGUGAUUAUUACCAUAGCUUUAGGACAACCAGCUGAGACUGAAUAUAAUUUAUCAUGUAGGCUAUUAUUUCUUCACCACACAAUGAAUUCCUACUGCUUAAAGAUCUAUAUCAGAGUGCAGAGAGAGGAGGAGGAGGAGGAGGAGAGUCACCCAGCUGUCCUGUGCACCACAAAAAGUGGGCGGAUGGAAGGGUCCCCCACCUCCUUCUCUGCCAAUGGCGAAGCGAUGAGAGAAGACCGGGUUGUGCGUGUGUGAUGUGAUUUGCAGUCUGCAAUCUGUAGAUCCCCGGUAACUCGCGCUGAAGCACGCGCGGACAGCCCGCAUACGGUACACGCACGCGCACGUACAGAGGCACGAGCACACACCGCGUCCGUACCGUAUAGGCAGGAGAUGCAGGAGCGCCACGGACUGCUCUCCACCGACAACGGCAACACCGAAGCGCUUCUUGGCUUUCCGCAGGAUCCGGAAACCCGGGAAGGACCCCCGAGCGAAGCACGCGCCUCGUCCUGCUGUCCCAUGCCACCACCAUGCGCGUGCUUUCGCCGCGCGCCGCUCUUCUGUCGGUCUCCUACUCUCAGCUCUUCCUCAUCCUCAGCAGCGGCAGCUACCUGGCCCUAUCUUCAGUGGUGGCUCUGGGUGCCAAUAUUAUCUGCAACAAAAUCCCCGGACUGGCCCCCAGACAGCGCGCCAUCUGUCAAAGCCGCCCGGACGCCAUUAUUGUUAUCGGUGAGGGUGCUCAGAUGGGCAUCAACGAGUGUCAGUACCAGUUCCGCUAUGGUCGAUGGAACUGCUCCGCCCUCGGUGAGAGGACCGUCUUUGGCCAAGAGCUGCGAGUGGGCAGCAAGGAAGCAGCGUUCACCUACGCCAUCACCGCAGCUGGAGUGGCCCAUGCAGUCACAGCAGCCUGCAGUCAGGGCAACCUGAGCCACUGUGGCUGUGACAGGGAGAAACAGGGCUACCAGAACCAAGAGGAGGGCUGGAAAUGGGGUGGAUGUUCUGCCGAUGUCAAGUACGGAGUUGAGUUCUCCCGUCGCUUUGUGGACGCUCGUGAGAUUAAAAAAAACGCCCGCAGGCUCAUGAACCUGCACAACAACGAGGCAGGCAGAAAGAUUCUGGAAGAGAGGAUGAAGCUGGAGUGCAAGUGCCAUGGCGUCUCGGGUUCCUGUACCACAAAGACAUGCUGGACAACAUUACCUAAGUUCCGUGAAAUUGGCUAUGUGCUGAAAGAGCGGUAUGGUGCUGCUGUACAGGUGGAGGCAGUGCGAGCCACACGCCUGCGCCAGCCCUCCUUCCUGCGUCUGAAGCAGUCACAUGGCUACAUCAAGCCCACUGACACAGAUCUGGUGUAUCUGGAACGCUCUCCCAACUACUGCGAGGAAGACGCGUUGACAGGCAGUACAGGGACCAGGGGCCGCCUCUGCAACCACACCUCACCCCACCUGGAUGGCUGCAGCCUCAUGUGCUGUGGUCGUGGUCACGACACACACCAGUAUACACGAGUGUGGCAGUGUAACUGCAAGUUCCAGUGGUGCUGCUUUGUCAAGUGCAACACCUGUAGUGAAAAAACAGAGGUGUUCACUUGCAAAUGAGAACAAGCAAAAUAUGGGUAGAGGGGCACAGAAGCAUGAAGUGGAAGUGAGAAGAAGCUCAGUUUGUUAUGGCUUUGUUUUGCACAUCAGGUACUUAUUGCAGGGGAAUGGGACAAAAUUAAAAGAGGAUGAGUCUUUUGGAAAAAAGUGCACUGUCUACGGUCUGACACAUCGUAUGAGUUUGUGCUAUAUGUGGGACCACACAGAGUGAAAGGAUUUCAUAGCUCAGAGUGUCUGAGGCCAUUGGAAGAAUUUUCUGAGGAUCUGAUAGUGGCUGUUUUUGCAAGAUUAUGUCAGACAAAUAAGCUGAUAAAAGGACAAGAACUAAUUCUAAAGACUGGAGCUGGUGAUCAAGACAACAUCUGUGGAUGGAAAGGAGAAAAGACUGAUGUUUUCCUCAACAUAACAUGCUGGAUUAUUUCAAAUGUUCAGUCACACUGUAUCUGUUUGAACACUGAAAAAGACUGACCUUCUCUUCAUCCCCUUUUGGAGAGAGAGAGAGAGAGAGAGAGAGAGAAAACCCCUAAACUGCAUAGUUCUCGUCCUGACUUUGUUAAGGCAGAUGUUUCUUUUAUAACUUUGAAAAAUUGUUGCUACUGAUAUGUUGUUGUUCUAUUUCCAUAGCUCAAAAUAUUUCAGUACAAUUGUGUAAUAAUAAGAACACAAAGAAACCAGGUGUCAGAUUCAAAGUUGGCAAACAAGUAUUUAUUUUCCCUGCUUUUCUUUGCUGCUCACUGAUAGAAAACAGGCCAGCUAAGUCCACAGCCAACUGGACAAGAUGUCAUGGAGUCACUGAAUGUGUUGCUGAUUGCUGUGGUGGGAUGUGUGAUGUUCUGUUUUUUUUUUUGUUUUGUUGUGGGCCUCAAAGAAAAAAAAAUCGCAUACUUUUGUGAGAAUGGUUAAUGCCGAAAAAAACCCCACGAUAUACUGAAUCAAACCACCACAAUAUGGCAAUGAGACAUGCAUUCUCUGUUCAUCUCAGUGUGUAAAUGUGCCUUUUGUGCAUGCACAAAAGUAUGGGAAUGCAAGAGAGCUGGUAAAAUACUUCAUGGAAAUGAAAUCGGGUGACCAAAGUAUGCACAGAAUAUUCUCACAAAUGCCAGAGACAUGGGAUUCCACAUCACUGGCCCAGCUUGCACAACCCCCCCCCAUACUCUGCCUGAGCCAAUGGAAUUUGCCUAACCAUACAGCUGGGGGCUGAAAAGAUUCAUGGGUAGCAACAUUCUUUUAUUCAAAAUUGUUUAUGCAAGGUUUAGGGCUGGCAAAUUUGAAAAAGUAUAUUUUUUUACACAGAAAACCUGGCACUUUAUGUCAUGUAUAUUCAGAAAAAGAGUAAUUUUUAUUAUUUUCCUUAUUAUAUAUUAUCAUUGUUUAUGAUUUGAACCAUUAAUUAUGCUGAAUUUUGUCCCAAAUUAAUUAUGUACACACUUUAAUUUUUUUCCCCCCACACUAGCCCAAUUUUCUUAACUGACUUUGAACUUAAACCCAUCUCACCCUUUUGUAGUCUGGUUUUAUGUGUAGUAUCACAGCAACAU